Salmo salar (Atlantic salmon) is the source of this 864-nucleotide messenger RNA. RefSeq lists its product as uncharacterized. NCBI's taxonomy places the organism in Eukaryota, Metazoa, Chordata, Actinopteri, Salmoniformes, Salmonidae. The record is from RefSeq and is a predicted model, not a curated record.
AAGUGAGGUGUGGAGGUGUGUCUCUCUCUACAGUAUAAUUAAGAGUUAUUUCUCUGGGAAGCAAUGCAGACAGAACCCUGACAGGAACUACAUCCCAGGUUUUGAUUUGAAACAUCGAGAUGUGGGGUCACAAUCAAGGAAACCAGCAUCCCUCUGGCUACAACGUGAACCCAAGCGGGUGCGUCCCGCCAAUGCCAAGUGGGGGAUACCCUGGUGGGUGUCCCACUGGAAACAUCCAGCCCCCAUUAUGCCCUCCCUACCAGCCCCCCUCCACUUGCUACCCUGUGCCACCAUCUUAUCCAGUACAGGGUCCCCAUGGAGGUCAUGGGCAUGGGCACGAUCAUGGGCACGGACCUCACGGCCAUGAUUGUGGAGGGCACGGUCAUGGAGGACACGGUCAUGGAGGACACGGAGGGCACGGUCAUGGAGGACACGGAGGGCACGGUCGCGGAGGACACGGAGGGCGCGGUCGCGGAGGACACGGAGGGCACGGUCGCGGAGGGCAUGGCCAUGGGCACGGUCAUGGGCACGGUCAUGGAUGCAGGCACAGGCACAAGCAUGGGCAUUGGCAUGGAGGUUGUCACAAGCAAGGGAAGCAGAGUCAUGGGAGUUCAAGCAGCUCCUGCAGCAGUGACUCCGACUAGAGCCUGCAGUCAGAGGGACAUGACUUAUCCUCUUAUCAGCCGUAAGAGACUUGGAUCUCUCUCCCCAGUGCUUUACUAUAGCCCCAGAACCAAUCCCUAAUCCCCAUCCCUAAUGUAUGUACGUUACAAAACCAUAUCUCUCCCGCUCAUAUAUCUGAUUUUUAAAAAGCAUGAUGGUUUCUUUUAUGUAAAAUAAUUAAAGGACACAGAGGGAAACGUC